This is a messenger RNA of Leishmania mexicana MHOM/GT/2001/U1103, 834 nucleotides long. RefSeq lists its product as hypothetical. The transcript has a single exon. Gene Ontology annotation, molecular function: voltage-gated monoatomic anion channel activity. Gene Ontology annotation, biological process: monoatomic anion transmembrane transport. NCBI's taxonomy places the organism in Eukaryota, Euglenozoa, Kinetoplastea, Trypanosomatida, Trypanosomatidae. Bases 1 to 834 code for a protein of 277 amino acids. Gene Ontology annotation, cellular component: mitochondrial outer membrane. The record is from RefSeq and is a predicted model, not a curated record.
AUGACAACCCUCUUCAAGGAUUACAGCAAGGGCAGCAAUGACUUGCUUACCAAGAACUUUUCCAGCUGCGGCGCGUGGAAGGUCGAGAGCAAGAGCAAGGCCCCCAAAGGCACGUAUGCCCUCACGACCACCUCCAACACCCACGGUGACGUGAAGUUGGAUAUCGAGGGGCUGACGGGCGACGGCGCCUAUUAUGGCAAGCUCUGCUUCACGUCGAAGGACCUCACCGACAUCCAGCUCACCGUCCGCGCCGAGGACCUCGAUAACCACCGCGUGGAGGCCAUCAUUGGCCACAAGGGCCCGGCGGUGUGCGAUAUAUCGGUGGAGGUCAACCACCAGACGGUAAGGCCGAUAGCGGGGGGCUGCCUGAGCGUCAACGAAAAGUUUACGCAGAAGGCCGUGGAGUUGGCGCUCAGCAUGGCCGCCGUUGACGGCGUUCAGGUCGGCUGCGGCACCAAGUAUGACCUCAAGUCGAAGACAAUCGACUGGACGGCGGGGUGCCGCAUGGAGGCCAAGAACGGUCUUGUGAUGACGGCGCAGACGAACCGGUCGCUCGACGUCACGGCGAGCAUGAUUUCCAAGGCCGCACUGCACCCAAAGUUCCAGCCGUGCGUGGCAGCCACCGUGACGAUGAACCCGCAAUCGAUGACAUGGGACGGCUCCGUGGCACUGGAGUGGGGUUGUCAGGUGAUUCUCGGCAACGCGGCCAAGAUUCGCUUCAGCAAGAACCUCGACUGGGUCGCCUCGUACAUCGCCAACCUGCGCGACGGCUGGACGGUGGUGCUGUCGAUGGACAAGACCAUGAGGGCGGGUCUGACGCUCACUCGCAACUGA